CCUAAAGGGAAACAAACGUGUGGUACGUCUUACGUCACCACGUUAACCCCGAAGCGGAAGUGAACACGUGGGAAGAAGAGAAGCACCGUCUCGCGUGUUUGGAGGCCACGAGCUCGUUUCAGGUAUUUCAGGAUCACAGGUAAACCCUCCUCCUCCAACUCCUCGGUCAUGGCUGUGAGAGCUGCCUUUGAGAAAAACAACGAGAUCGGCUGCUUCGCCAAGCUGACCAACACGUACUGCCUGGUGGCCAUCGGCGGCUCGGAGAACUUCUACAGUGUGUUUGAAGGGGAGCUGUCAGAAACCAUCCCGGUGGUUCACGCUUCCAUAGCGGGCUGUCGCAUCAUCGGGAGGAUGUGUGUCGGAAAUCGUCAUGGCCUCCUGGUUCCCAACAACACGACAGACCAGGAGCUGCAGCACAUCAGAAACUGCCUCCCAGAUGCCGUGAAGAUCCAGAGAGUCGAGGAGAGGCUGUCUGCUCUUGGGAACGUCAUUGCCUGCAACGACUAUGUUGCGCUGGUCCACCCCGACCUCGACAGGGAGACAGAGGAGAUCCUGGCAGACACUCUGAAGGUGGAGGUUUUCCGUCAGACGAUAGCAGAGCAGGUCCUCGUCGGCUCGUACUGCGCGUUCAGCAACCAGGGAGGCCUCGUCCACCCGAAGACGUCGAUAGAAGAUCAGGACGAGCUGUCGUCUCUGCUACAGGUCCCCCUGGUGGCGGGCACAGUGAACCGGGGCAGCGAGGUCAUCGCGGCGGGGAUGGUGGUCAACGACUGGUGCGCAUUCUGCGGCUUGGACACCACCAGCACGGAGCUGUCGGUCAUCGAGAGCGUGUUCAGACUGAGUGACACGGCGCAGCCCUCCGCCAUCGCCACCAGCAUGCGAGACUCGCUGAUCGACAGCAUGGCGUAGAGCCGCCUCCCGUCUUCCUGCCAUCGAGGACCUCUGCCACGGGACUUCCUUUCUCAAGCUUCUCCUUCCAAACACCACGGCCCAACCACAGCUCCCUCCCACAGUACGACUGUCGUUUUCUUCUUCUGUCCCGGCAGAGCGACGCAUCCUGGCAGGUGAAACGGUUUCAUCCACUGACGUGAACUGUGAGGGGCGGAGAGGAUCUGAGCAGGAAACAAAGCUGUGGUUACACAGUGAUGAUGCUGCUCUGCAUGUGAUUAUUGACCCCGAUCUGCAGGUCCCAGUCUGGACCCAUGUUUAUGACGUGUUUCUGAUCCUCAAACCUAACCCAGCAUACACCUCCAGCACUCUGAAAUGAUUUGAUUGUGGCAGUAACUAACGAGAACCCAGUGUAAUUAAUAAACACAGGAACGGUCUCUGCAGAGUUCCUCCUCAGAUUGUAUGAAACGAGACGACGUGGAGGAUGGUUCUUAAAUGUGCGUCUUGUAUACAAAAUAAAAUGUGUCACCGCUUUUUA
This is a messenger RNA of Archocentrus centrarchus (flier cichlid), 1426 nucleotides long. RefSeq names its product eukaryotic translation initiation factor 6 (gene eif6). Gene Ontology annotation, molecular function: ribosome binding. Gene Ontology annotation, biological process: cytosolic ribosome assembly. NCBI's taxonomy places the organism in Eukaryota, Metazoa, Chordata, Actinopteri, Cichliformes, Cichlidae. The record is from RefSeq and is a predicted model, not a curated record. The transcript is spliced from 7 exons. The coding region runs from base 169 to 909 and encodes 246 amino acids.